UACAUUUUCCGUUGGACUAGAUGUCAUUCGCCGUUCGUAUGUCGUUCUCCGUUGCUGUAGAGAAACGUCGUUAUACAGUAUUGAUGGGGACCGAUGCGUGUGGCAUGGCUGCAACGCAUUCUGCAGCUUCGUUCUGGGGCCUUGAUUAGAGGCAGUGGGAGUGUGCAGCUGGUGAAAUACAGGAAUGCUCGAGCAGGGGGGACCAGUUGUGUGGAGAGGAUUACGAACGCGUCUUCGAAUUUGCCUGUGUGGCCGCCGCCGAUGCAGCUGGUGCAGCCGCAGUGGUCGUCGUCGUCAUUGCUUUCGUCUGCGAGGAUCUUCGGAAUAGAGAAUGGUUCAGUAACCAUGGAUUCUAAUGCUCUCAAUUGUGAAAUUUUAACUGGAGAUGGCAAGGAUGGGGUGGGCGAAGAAUGUGUGAAGGUGGACGGGUCUAAGAAGCGUCAAGAGCCAGGGAAGUGCCAGUCAUGGCUUCCGAAGAAGCGGCGUUUCUGCGCUUCGCAUGCGUUGGCAGGGCUCGAAUUCUGCGGCAAUCACAAGACGUCACCAAAUCAGUCUAGGGUUCCAUGUCCUAUUGAUCCAUCCCACACUGUUUUGCAGGAAGAUGUUGCGAGUCAUGUUAAGAAAUGUCCGGCCGCCAGGCAACUCGAUCGUUUUGAGCAUCAAUCAUACUACAUCAAGGGCAUAAAUGCUGGGAGCGAUGAUGAUGCUGACGACACACUUGAUGGUGUUCCUGUUGGUUCUAUUGAGCGGAUUAAUUCUGGCGAGCCACAAAAAUCGUCGAAUGGUAUCCCGCUGAAGUUGAGGUCUUUGAAUAGUGAAGAAAAGUUGCCAGAAGAUGGAGCCUUGUCUAACACCAACCACUUUCUAAGCUCUGCCUCUAAACGUGCAGCAGUUAGUGCCUUGUCACGAGCAGAUUUUGAGCAUCUUGUAGCUAAAAUUGAUAAAGCCUUCAUUCAAGCUUGUGGGGAGAAUGUUGAGGAGGCGGUCACGCAGCCCCAAGCCUGCAGGAGAUGGCUAGAUGGGGACAGGGACCGAAGAAUACCUUAUCAAGAGAAACACGCUUUGCAGCAAGCUUCUUUGCUUGGAAAUAUGGAAGCCUAUGGGCUUCUAGAAAACUUGAAUUGUGAGGGAGAUUUAGCAUGCAGAGGAAGCACUCCUACUGAGACCACUUCUGCUUCUCAUUCUCCAAUGCAACGAGCCAUUGUUGAACUUGGUGCUGGACGGGGCUAUCUGUCGCAGAUGCUGUGCGAUUGCUAUACUGUGCAUAAAGUGGUUAUGGUUGAACGCCGCGCCUACAAAUUUAAAGCGGAUAGAACUAUAAGACAUUCUAACGGACUAAUUUUGGAACGCUUGAGAUUGGACAUCGAGGAUCUGAAUUUAAAUCAAGUCAGUCUUUUACAAGACUGUCAUGUGGUUGCGAUUAGUAAACAUUUAUGUGGACCUGCUACUGAUUUAUCGUUACGGUGCUGUCUAAGUGAUGAAGACACACCGCUGCUGAGGAAUUCAAAAGAAACAAUUCCCAACCAGAAGGAUGCACAGUCUCAGGUCAAGCCAGUUGUUGAUGGGAUUGCAAUUGCCACAUGCUGCCAUCAUUUGUGCCAGUGGAAGUCAUAUGUCAAUAAAAAGUAUUUUAAGGAGUUGGAAUUUUCGAAGGACGACUUCCAUGCCAUCACAUGGUUGACAAGUUGGGCACUUUCAGGCACUCACGAACAUGAAUUGCCUGAUUGUUACACGUCUGAAGCGAUAGAACAGUUGCCCGUCCAGAUGGAAGACAGGGAGCCAGUGAAUGGAGCUGUACGUGCGAAGGCAUUGCUAUCAGAAGCAAUGAAUGCCAUGGAUGCUUAUCAAAGAUAUUUGCUAGGUAGGAAAUGUAAACGACUGAUUGACACAGGGAGGCUCUUAUGGCUCAGAGAAAAAGGCAUGCAAGCUAAACUUGUGGAAUAUAUAGCUGAUACAGUCUCGCCUGAAAACAAAGUCCUCUUAGCCAAGCGUCCGUGAGUAAUCAUACGGUGGUCUUCAGCGUGGCUGGACUAACCUGGGAGCUGCGAAAGGAAUGAGAUUCCAAGUUGGCUUUCAUUGCUGUAACGGAUAUUGAAAUCUAAUUUUAAUGGCUUUACUCUGCUACUUCUGCA
Physcomitrium patens is the source of this 2132-nucleotide messenger RNA. RefSeq lists its product as uncharacterized. NCBI's taxonomy places the organism in Eukaryota, Viridiplantae, Streptophyta, Bryopsida, Funariales, Funariaceae. The record is from RefSeq and is a predicted model, not a curated record. Gene Ontology annotation, biological process: tRNA methylation.